ACCCAAGUCAAAUCAGGUCCAGCCUCUUCCUCUUCAGCCUCCGACCUUGGGCUCGCCAAGAUAAACACCGGCACCUCCACUCCUCUAUCAGCAUCUAUAUUGCCUCGAAUACCGCUUACGAUCAUCGCGACCCAUCGGAAACCCUCUCUAGAUCAUCAGCGCCGCCCCUUGCGACGCCCUCGCUCUCCUGCCCAUCAUGGCGCGUGUCUACGCCGAUGUCAACCAGAGCAUGCCCCGCAGUUACUGGGACUACGACAGUGUUAACAUCAGCUGGGGUGUUCUGGAAAACUACGAGGUAGUCAGAAAGAUUGGCCGCGGAAAGUACUCUGAAGUCUUUGAGGGCAUCAAUGUUGUCAAUUACCAGAAGUGCGUCGUCAAGGUGUUGAAGCCUGUCAAGAAGAAGAAGAUCAAGCGAGAGAUCAAGAUUCUUCAAAACCUGGCUGGCGGUCCCAAUGUUGUCGCUCUACUCGAUGUUGUUCGCGACUCGCAGAGCAAGACACCGUCUCUGAUCUUUGAGCAUGUCAACAACACCGAUUUCCGAAGCUUGUACCCCAAGUUCAACGACAUUGAUGUCCGAUUCUACAUCUUUGAGCUCCUCAAGGCCCUCGAUUUCUGCCAUAGCAAGGGGAUCAUGCACCGCGAUGUUAAGCCACAUAACGUUAUGAUUGAUCAUGAGAACCGAAAGCUUCGUCUGAUUGAUUGGGGUCUGGCCGAGUUUUAUCACCCUGGUACCGAGUACAACGUUCGCGUUGCCUCUCGUUAUUUCAAGGGCCCCGAAUUGUUGGUCGAUUUCCAGGAGUACGAUUACAGUCUCGAUAUGUGGAGUCUUGGAGCCAUGUUUGCCUCCAUGAUCUUCCGCAAAGAGCCUUUCUUCCAUGGCAACAGCAACUCCGAUCAGCUUGUUAAGAUUGCCAAGGUCCUUGGCACCGAUGACCUUUUCGACUACAUCGAUAAGUACGAGAUUGAGUUGGAUGCACAGUACGACGACAUUCUAGGCAGAUUCCAAAAGAAGCCCUGGCACAGCUUUGUUACGUCAGAGAACCAACGAUUCGUCUCCAAUGAGGCGAUCGAUUUCCUCGACAAGCUAUUGCGAUAUGAUCAUCAGGAACGUCUGACUGCCAAGGAGGCCCAGGCUCAUCCCUACUUUAACCCAGUUCGGGAUCCCGAGGUCUUCAAGCAGCACCUUGCAGCUGCUAGCGGCGCCGCCAACAAGUCUUGAGAGUGCCUCGAGUCGUUGUUCCCCGACCAUCAUCAUCCACGACUAUUCAUCUCGCGGCACCCCCCUCAUCCAUGAUACCCUCGACCGGCAGGUAUCACCCUUUCGUCGGUCUUCACCACCUGAUAGGAUCCCCAUAUUAGGAAGAGAAUCUUGUAGCCGAAUCUAAUCCAUUCCCAUCCCCUUGUGUCACUGAUGCUGGUCCGGGGGGAUCCUGGGACGAUCCCGUUGAGAAUUUCGGUCAUGUGAUGAUACCUCAAGAUUUUCGACGCGACGCAUGAAUUGAUCGGUUCGGUGAGAGGGGAAGCUCGCGCAACCAGCCCUGAUCCCAGAAAUGGAUCCCAGGGUGAUGUGGAAUGAGACAAUGUGGUUUUGGCGUUCCAGGUUCUGGGGGUUUAUGGCACAUUGGUAUCACGGGCUAAUCUAAUCACCAAACACACCGUGCUUUUUCUAGCUAGCUUCGGAAGUCAUUAUGUUACUUUUUGGGUCAGUCUUUCCAGUAGCGUAGUAAUCAAUAAGAUCAAAGUACUAUGCUCGUUCUUUGGCUACAUGUAAUCUAUGUUUA
Fusarium graminearum PH-1 is the source of this 1781-nucleotide messenger RNA. Its product is annotated as casein kinase II subunit alpha. Gene Ontology annotation, cellular component: nucleus; cytosol; protein kinase CK2 complex. NCBI's taxonomy places the organism in Eukaryota, Fungi, Ascomycota, Sordariomycetes, Hypocreales, Nectriaceae. The coding region runs from base 197 to 1219 and encodes 340 amino acids. The record is from RefSeq and is a predicted model, not a curated record. Gene Ontology annotation, biological process: regulation of transcription by RNA polymerase I; protein phosphorylation; regulation of transcription by RNA polymerase III. Gene Ontology annotation, molecular function: protein serine/threonine kinase activity; ATP binding. The transcript has 6 exons.